This is a messenger RNA of Strongylocentrotus purpuratus (purple sea urchin), 4182 nucleotides long. Its product is annotated as serine/threonine-protein kinase H1. Gene Ontology annotation, biological process: protein phosphorylation. Gene Ontology annotation, molecular function: protein kinase activity; ATP binding. The coding region runs from base 292 to 2019 and encodes 575 amino acids. The transcript is spliced from 3 exons. NCBI's taxonomy places the organism in Eukaryota, Metazoa, Echinodermata, Echinoidea, Camarodonta, Strongylocentrotidae. The record is from RefSeq and is a predicted model, not a curated record.
UUGAAGAGGUCGCUGUGUGUACAAGAAGACUGUAUGCGAUGCAGAUCGGAGAAGAUUACAUACAUCGAGCGUAUUAUACCGUGCGGAUUUAUUACAGAGUUCUCAUGCACCUGUAACACAGCUUGGAGUGUAGUUCUGAAAAGUUUGAUGGAGUUUGAAAGUGGAAACAUCCAUCACAUGAGCGGAGGAUUAUAUCCCACCAUUUUGGAAUUUACAAUUUGGACAUUUGGAUAAGUCAAAGAAGAAAGUGAUGAUUGUUUUAAUUGUUAAAACUGGAGGAAUCAAGAAGCAAUGGGGUGUGGGAGCGGCAAGUUAGCCCCCGACUCACCAAUCAUCGAUAAACAUAUUGACUGGGUCAAAACUGUCGAGACUGGUGGUGUGCCUUCGUAUGCUGGUAAUAACAAUAAAGUAAGUCAGUACAAUCGCGUCAAUAAUGGCGAAAAUAAAAGUCAGAGGCGAGCCAAAUGGAAGGUUAAAUUUGACCCUAGAGUCAAUGCAAAGUAUGAUAUCAAAGCCCUUAUUGGGACGGGGACAUACAGUCGUGUUGUACGAGUUGAACAUCGCUCAACCAGACAACCCUAUGCAAUCAAGAUGGUUGAGAAGAAGAGAGAUGGAAAACAAUUUUGGGAAGUGGAACUGACAAUCUUACGUAGAGUAAGGCACACCAAUAUCAUUCAACUCUUAGAGGUAUAUGACGGUAAAGAUAGGAUCUAUAUGAUCAUGGAACUAGCUACCGGUGGAGAGCUAUUUGAUAGAAUAGUAACCAGAGGAAACUUCACAGAACGAGAUGCUACACGCGUUCUUCAUAUGGUCCUUGAUGCCAUGCGAUACCUACAUGGACUGGGUAUAACACACAGAGAUCUGAAGCCAGAGAAUCUACUCUACUACCACCCUGGUAAUGAGUCUAAAAUCAUGAUCACUGACUUUGGUCUGGCUAGUUUCAGAAAGACUACAGAAGGUUCAGAGAAUAACAUGAUGAGAACCAUUUGUGGAACACCAGAGUACAUCUCACCUGAGAUAUUACUGCGUAAGCCGUACACUCAAUCAGUAGACUUAUGGGCUAUAGGAGUGGUGGCCUACAUACUCUUGAGUGGAAGGAUGCCGUUCGAUGAUGAUAACAGGACACGAUUAUAUCGGAAGAUACUCCGGGCCAAGUACUCUUUCACUGGAGAUCCAUGGAAGGAUGUAUCACCAGCAGGAAAGGACUUCAUCGAUAAACUCCUCUUGAUCAAUCAAUCCGAGAGAAUGACUGCAACCCAAGCUCUCAAGCAUCCUUGGAUCAUUACCAUGGCAGCACAAUCCAGUCUCAAGAAUCUUCAGCGUUCCAUCAGUCAGAACUGGUUGAAGCACACAUCUACUCGUAGCCGUUCUGCUCGUUCCACCAGGUCCAAUCAUUCCAACAAAUCAUCUAAAUCUCUUCGUUCCAACCGUGGACAGAGAGUUAAAUCCAAAGAUCUGGACAAGCUUGCUAAAGAGAUCAAGAAGGAAACAAAGACAUCGGAUGGGAAGAAUGGGAGGACUUCAACCACACCAGACAAAAGUACCAAGUCUCUUAGUCCCAAACCAUUGCCAGGUAUCACUCAACAUCCAACAUCAAAGAGCAGCCAGUCUUCGUCAAGGAAUGACCAGUCUUCAGCAAAGAGUGACCAGUCUUCAUCAAGGGAUGACCACUCUGUGCGAUCAUCAAGGAAUAGCCAAUCUGUCCUAUCAUCAAGGAACGACCAGUCUUCAUCAAAGAAUGACCAAUCUGUCGUAUCAUCAAGGAACGACCAGUCUUCAUCAAAGAAUGACCAAUCUGUCCUGUCUACACCAAGGAAUGGUCAAUCUGUUCUAUCAUCAAUGAACCACCAAUCUUCAUCAAGGAAUGACCAGACUGUUGUUACACCAAGGAAUGGCCAACCUAAUUUGACAUCAACUGAAGAUCAUCCUUUGUCCAAAGUUAGCAUUGACCAUCAUCUGACCAGACCAAGUGUGCUUCCUCCACUCAACCCACAGAAAACUUCUUCAUCUUCAUCUUGAUCAAGAUGAUCUACCCAUCAAACCUGUCUCACCAAGAUAGAUCUUGUGUUCAAUCAAACAGCUCAAGGCCAAAUUACAAAACAGAGUUGUUUCAUCAGAUUUUAACAAGUGAUUUUUUUUCUUUCUUCUCACCCUCUGUCUCUGACGGUGGAGGCAAGACUAAGACAUCCAAAUGACAAUGAUUUCAUGUACAAAUUGACCUGUAAUAAUAUUAUUCCUUUGGCAAAAUUGAUAGUCACUAAAAGCUAAAGUAGGAAAAAAAUCAAAGAUGCAAUAUGUCACUCUUAUCAAGAUUUUAUCAUAAACAUUCCUGAAAUAUUAUACACUUCUGAGUACAGAUUUGAUAUUAAGGCAUGAUGUUAUAAGCAAGGGGAUCUACAGUGUACCCUGGUUGGAAUAAUUGUGGAAUUUGAGAGUCAUUUUAAAUUUGAAGUUGACCUCGUAAUAAAUUCUUUUCACAAUCUUUGCGAGAAGUGAAGCAUAUUAACAUGCAUGGUAGGAAUCUCUUACACACAGGCCUAGUUAAGGUUCUGUCAAAGAGACUGCAUGUUUUCCCCUGAACCCGAGCCUGCAUCAAGAACUUAGUGGAGGGGCUCACUCACACACAUUGCGGCGACAAUCAUGUUUGUCUGCUGAGUGCUGAACCUGUGCUCAUCGGAUGAAAGCCAUAUUGAGAAUCAGACAACAACCACCUGCGUCUUAUCGCCUCAUUGAAGAAGAAGAUGAAGAGAUCCCUUGUGUUUCUGGUAAGCUGAUCUAAUACAGAGCUCUGGGGAUUUUAGUCAUCUCAUCAUCUAUACAUUUCAUCUCUAUAGUUCUUUAAGAAAUGUACAUACAUGUAAAAACAAAUGAAUUAAGGUGAACAUAGAAUUGAAAUAUUUAUUAGGAUUAUUACAUGUAGAUUAUGUUUUCUAAACAAAAUGUCUAAUUGUUUAGAUUAUAUAAAUGAAUCGAUAUAACCGUGAUCAGAUAGUGAUGUUCUCUGGUUGAUAAUCACAACUUAAAGGUAUGUUUGAAUGUAAAACAAACCAGGUAAACAUUCACAUAUACAAAUGUAGUGGUGAACUCAUAGCGAUAUGACAUAGUAAUUCAUGCCUAUUUAAACGGAGUAAGUUCACUCUCAUUAUUUUGUUCAUUUUAUAGGGUUGACAAUCGAGAGAACUCCUUGGAGAUAUUAAUGUGUAUUGUUUGUGUGUACUGUUGGGAUUUUAUUUUGUAAAAAAUGAAACCAUUAUUAGAGGGACUGCAGACUGUGAUUGAUAAAGAUUGAAUAAAAUAGAAACAUUGUGAGAUAUAAAGCAGCACAGUUUAAGCUCAGUUUAUUCUUGGAGUUUGAGAUGUAAUCAUCCACAGAAGUUCUAUUGUUGAACAGAAACCAAUUGUGUUCUAAUUAGUGGUGAAAUAAAUGGUUUGAAAAUGGAAAUGGUAAACUCUUUACCCGACAGAGUAAUUUCAGUAAUCCCUUACCGAAGGAGCAUCAAGAAGAAAAACUGAAGUUCCAGUAAGAAAUUGUAUAAACUCUUGAAUAGUUUUGAACAUUACAUCAUAGUGUAGGCCUACAUGAUUUACUGUGCACUUUGUAAAAAAUGACUUGUGAGUUGUGAUGAUACAAUUAAACAGGUAAAAUAUUGAUGUGCAUAUAUAACUUAAUCAUUUUAUUUAAUAUGAUAUCAUGAUGUAGAAUGUUAUGUUGUAGUAUCUUUAUGGAUCCUCUUCUGGUCUGGUAUUAUUUAGUUCAGUGGAAGUAAUUCAAACAUGAAGUGAAUUAAAAUGUGCCAAUUUCCUCUUGAUGUUUGGGAUGUAGGGGAGGGACAGUGUUAUAUGUGUACAUAAAGUCCAUGUAGUCAUGUAUGUAUGUAAUGAUAGUUCAGUAUACAUAGUUUAUUUAUUCAUACCUAUCAUUACAGAGAAUAGUCAUAUUUGAAGUAUAGGUUUGUCAUGAUGGUAUGAGUUCCAUGUUUAGACAUGGUUAUCUGUUUGUGUUGUAAAAUCUGUAAAUUUGUGUAAAGUAUAUUCUGCACAAAAGUGCCAACAACUAGCAGGGGACAUUUAAUCACUUAUCCCCCCCCCCCCCCCCCCCCAAUCUCACCCAAUGUCACUCUACAAUACAUAAAAGUACUGUUUUCAACAUUCUAAAUUUAAAAAGUCCUUUUUGUUGAAAAA